UCUCUUUUCUUUUCACAUGCGCACACAGACACACACACACACACACACACACACACACACAGAGAGAGAGAAUGAGAGAAUGAGACAAAAAAGUUAAAGGAGAGAAAGGUAAUGCACAGUCUGGAUUUUGAAAUGUAUGCUAAAUUUUGUGUGUAUUUAUGGUAAACAGACAUAUAGCAAGUGGGUGAAUUGCAGGACAACAGGACUUUAGUCAGGCUGAGAAGGGAGAGAAAGAGAGUGAGAGAAAGGGAAAGGGACAGGGAGAGUGGAAGCUGCCAAGAGCAGUGAAAAAGCACAAACCAGGAAAGGAAUUUCUCUUCAUCAUGGGCAAGUCAGCCUCAAGGGUAUUUAGUGAGGAGGUGCUGAAGUCUCAUAAUGAGUACAGAAAAAAACAUCAAGCACCGCCAUUGAAACUCAGUAACAAACUUUGCAGAGAGGCGACGAGAUAUUCAGAGAGUUUGGCUAGCACCAGGAUUUUAAAGCACAGCGUUGAAUCAAGUAGAGGAAACUGUGGAGAAAAUCUAGCCUGGGCGUCUUAUGAUCAAACAGGAAAGGAUGUGUCUGAUCGCUGGUAUAAUGAAGUGAACCAGUACAACUUUAACCAGCCUGGAUUCUCCUCUGGAACCGGUCACUUCACUGCGAUGGUGUGGAAGGGCUCAAAAAAGCUGGGUGUUGGUAAAGCUGUUGCAUCUGAUGGGUCCACAUUUGUGGUGGCUCGCUAUUUUCCUGCUGGUAAUAUCACUAAUCAGGGCCACUUCCAAGCUAACGUCCUUCCUCCUAAGAGCUGAUCCUGGAAUGGUUGUGGAGAUAGAGGUCGGAGAUCAUGGGCUGUUAGGGUCAAUUGGAGACAGGUCUGAAAGCAGUGAAUUGCAGCACUAUAGGGCUAAGCAUUAU
Molecule: messenger RNA, 894 nt
Organism: Ictalurus furcatus (blue catfish)
Lineage: Eukaryota; Metazoa; Chordata; Actinopteri; Siluriformes; Ictaluridae
Gene: glipr2l
Product: GLI pathogenesis-related 2, like
Exons: 5
Coding region: 324-788 (154 amino acids)
Cellular component (GO): extracellular region
Source: RefSeq, a predicted model, not a curated record